Messenger RNA from Nematocida homosporus, 2715 nucleotides. RefSeq lists its product as uncharacterized. The transcript has a single exon. Lineage: Eukaryota; Fungi; Microsporidia. Bases 1 to 2715 code for a protein of 904 amino acids. The record is from RefSeq and is a predicted model, not a curated record.
AUGGGAAGAUCAAUGAAGUUAGUGCCGCUCUUACAAGCGGUAGUCUAUCUUGGCUAUGUCUGGGCUUCUGCAGACGCAACUGUCACUCCUACGGCACAACAGCCGGGUGCGACAUCAAGUGUUGGGAAGACGCCAGAUACAACAACCACUCCAACUACAGAAACCACUGCGACAGAGACACCGGCUGCACCCGAGGCAACUGAUGCGCCUGCUACUAAAGAUCAAGAACUGAACCUCAUGCUCAGUAAAACGAAACGGAUGUUCAUGAACAAAGCCCCGGGACCCUCUUUGACAAUUGAUAAGGACGUUGUUGAUCAAGCUCUCGAGCUCAGCAAGACAGCCACCGAUUUCCUUGGUAGUGAAGAAGGAAAGAAGAUAGAAGAGGCUAAGCGCAAGAACUUUGGCGACCAGCUUAAGAGCGCAAAUGAGAACAUUUCUAGGGCCCACCUGGAUUGGAGCACUCAUUUGGAGACCUUGGGUUCUGGUUUCGAUAAACUGAAGGAGUGUGCUGAUGCUCAAAAGAGCACCUGGGAAAAGAUCAAACCCGAACUCCAAAGCAAAAGCGCCUUCAAGAAGCUUUUCGGGCUUGACAAGGCCCAACGUGCUGGAGAGGCCGAAAUUCAUGAAGAUGAUAGAGUUAAGAAGGAUAUGUUUGAUACAAUCAUCCACCAAUGUAACACAUUCUAUGAAAAAGAGCAGCCUGUUGAUAAGCUUCUUCGUCAGAAGUCUGUGGUUUUGAAUGCCGUUAAGGAAAAAACAACAGCAAAUGAUAAGAAAAAGAUCAUUGCUGACAUUACCAAAGCGACUCUUUUGGGAAAGAGGUACCAUGUUCUGCACCAAUACUACUUAACUCCAAACACUAUAACACCCGGAAAGAUUCAGUACGAACUCGGAAAAACCUACCAUCUGCUGAUUAACUUCUUUGCUAACUUAGAUUCCACUGAAAUCUACCAGCGUCAGAAGACCGAAGCUGAUACUGGCGACGCCAAAGAGUUUGCGGCCGGUCAGAAAGAAAUCAACCGACUCUACACCAAAUCUAUCUCUUACUACAUUCCAGCCAUCAACUACCAAGCCUUAGCUAUUGUACACACACCAACCAACAACGCAGAGUAUACAAAAGUUGGAUCUGAAAUCACAUCCUUCUAUAGCUUGAUCCAAGAAAAGAUCAGAACAUCUGGCAAUUCACUUAAAAUGAAGGCGUGGUUAACUGCGAGUUGGUCACAACGUUUGAAGACUCUUGAAACCGUUCACACUUCGUUAGUAAAAGCAGCCAUGAGCGCUCUUUCAGCGAAUCCCGAUACUGGUAUGAUCAAAGAAACUUUAGAAGCGACCAAGCAACUGCCGGGUAACACUAAAGCGACCAUCGACUUGACCAGCCCCAAUCUAUGCACUGGCCGGGAAGUACACGCCUGGUUUGCUGAUCCAAACGCCAAUGAAGGUGAGUGGGGUGGCAACGCGGUUAUGAACAUGAUUCGACGCGUUGGUCUGUACCUUCGGUCUGUCAUGGGACGAUUGUCAACCCACAUUGCUUCAGUGUUUGCUGAUAUAACUUGGUCGGCCAAUCUAUGUCGAGGCUUACUUGAUAACGAGAAGGAUACUCUACAACAAAUUGCCCAUCGUUUAGAUAAGAUUGGGAGUUUGUUACAGAACUUAUCUACAGUGCUCUUUAUGUCUAGUGAGUAUAAAAACGCAGCGUAUAUUGAUAUUGACGCUAUCUGCAAGGACAGAUCUGGUAUGUACAUUUCCUUCCUACUCUGGUCCAAAGUCGGUUACAUCCGAAGAACAAAGAAGAUCGCCGUGCCGGAAUUCAGUUACACCCACGAAGCAGCCAAUACUAUCCAGAGUUUAUCUCUACGUGAUAAAGAGUUAGAGAAAGGUGCCCUAGUUACUUAUGUAUCCAAACCAGACUUCUUAUUCCAAGAGCCUAAGACUGUGAAGGUUUUAACCGUAGUUAACAAUGUUGUUGAGGAAUACAUCAAGUCUAUUAAAGGCCUACCAGAAACCAUUUGCUCUCCCGACUCCAAAGCCUUCUUCGGUAGUGGCCUCGCUGACCUCCAUGCUGUUGCUAGUGCACAUGUCUGUGCUAAAUACUUCGCUGGAGAUAGUGAUAAGUCUAUUGCAAGCUUGUCUAAAUUCAUGGAUGACUGUGUUGCGGCUACUAACAAGAAAAUUGAGAGAACUAACUUUGUUGAGGCUAUCUCUGCAAUCAAAAAUCUUGACACGUCAUUUAUUACUUUGACCUCAUGGCUUGAGGAAGGUGACAAGAAAGCGGCUGUUGGCACAAUACUUGCAGAGCAUCAGACAACCAAUCCUAGCACUACUAUUGACACGACUGCCAGGAAUGUUGUAGACGCUAACAAUGUUAUUCAAGCAGAUCUUACCAAGUUUGUUAGUGGGGUUAACUCAAUCUUCUAUCAGACCGAGGCUAUGUUACAUGCCUUUGACCCCAAGUAUCCCGAACCGAUCAAGCAUCAAGAAGAUCUAUUGGAUAAGGCCGAGGCUGCCAUAACCAAACCACCCCAAAUCAACAAACCCUCAGACGAGGAAGAAGAAGCUGCUACUCUGCCUACCGAGACUGCCGCUACCACAGAAAAGGGCUUCUUCUCAGAGCACGGCUGGCUCAUCGCAAUCAUUGUAUUGGCAGUGUUGGGUGGUCUAGGAGUCGGUGGAUACUUCUAUUAUCAGAAAAAGCAGGCUGCAGCUGAGACAUCCUAA